Emiliania huxleyi CCMP1516 is the source of this 2857-nucleotide messenger RNA. RefSeq lists its product as hypothetical. Lineage: Eukaryota; Haptophyta; Isochrysidales; Noelaerhabdaceae. Bases 62 to 2650 code for a protein of 862 amino acids. The transcript is spliced from 14 exons. The record is from RefSeq and is a predicted model, not a curated record.
AACCGCCUUGAGAACUCCGCCCUCUUUGGUGGCCGCCCUCGCUCUUCACGGGUGCCCGUGUAUGCAGCUGGCCGACGGGACGCAGAUCGUCCGCUCGCCACGCAGCGACACCGCUAUGCAACAACCAGCGCACCUGCGUCACACGCAGCGGACUGCACAAACGGCCUCGGAGACGGGAACGGCCGAAGAGGCCUCAGAGACCUUGUCCGACCCUGGCGCCUCGGGAGAGCUGCUCGCGUCAAGCCGUCCGAUGGGCCUGGGCGGGCACGCCCUGCUGCUGCUCGCGCUCCUCUCUGGCAGCGCGGUCGGCCUCCUCUUCUUUUCGCUGCUCGGGUACGGCGUCGAGGUGUACCGCGCCCUCGCCUCUGUGGACUGGUGGCUGGCGCCCUCGCUCGUGGUGGGCGCGCUCCUCCUGCUCGUCGCGCUGUACGCCCUCGACGCGCGCUAUUGGAAGGGCGCCGGCCGCAUCGCCGCUUAUUUCCCGCUGCUCGCCGCCGCUGCCGGAUCGCUCGGCGCCGCCUGCCUGCUCGGCACAAAGCAGUAUCCGUACGCGCCGCUGCUGUGCGUCUUCCUCGUGCCGACGCUGGGCCUGCUGCUCCUCGCCGUGGCGGUGAGCCUGGCGUUUGCGGCGUGGGUGUUCUGGUCGCCGGCGUGGGGCGUGGAGGAGUGGGAGGAGUGCGAGGCGGGCCCGGCCCCUGAAACGGGCUGCCCAGUUGGGGUCGACUUUGGCGGAUCGCAGACCAACAUGUGGUUCGGAGAGGCGCGCGCCGCGCCCCCUCUGCCGCAGGUGCGCCAGUUCUGGCGCUACCGCAUCGGCUGCGACAACUACACUGCCGACACCUCCGAGCUCGAGGACGACGAGGCAGUCGUCAGCUGCCACACCGGCGCCUUCCUCUGGUGGUCCUUCCCAAUGUGGGCGCUCCUCUUUGCGCUCCUCUUCUACUACCUUGCGAAGACGAUGGAGGCGCGCGACCGCGGCAGCAGCAAGACGCGCGCGCAGUGGGCCAUCCGCCUCUUCCUCUCCUCCAUCAUCUUCUUCAUGGCGGUGACCUGGUGCGCCGCCUCGGUCGCGGGCGCAGGCCUCGGCGUCGCGCGGACGGUCGAGUUUGCGAUGCUGCUCUUCAUCGUCGUGACGACGGCUGUGGUGGGCAACACGGUCGGCUGGGGCAGGGUCGGCAAGACGGCGCAGAGCCUGCCCAUCUACCGCAAGCUCGCCUCGUACUCCGAGGGCUUCUGGGACUACGUCAAGGCCUUCGCGCUCUGGGGCUUGGGCUGGCUCGCCAUCCCAACCUUCCUCGCCCUCUCCGCCGCCAACCAAGCCGCGCGAAAGGCUCUCCCCUUCACGCUGCCGCCCGACGCUCCGGGCCUCCUGACGGCGCACGGCGCGCAGCUCUGGGCGCGGCUGCGCACGUGGCACUGGGCGUCGGUGAUCUCAAAGACGACAUUCUGGUCCCUCGCGUACCUCAUCCUCCAAGUCAUCGUGAUGCAGCUCGUCGUCGUCUUCUUCGCCUUCCUCAACGAGGCGCUCAGCGACUUCCACACCGGCGUCGUCUGCGCCAUCUUUGCUGGCGUCGGGCUCCUCAUGUUCAUGAUCCCGAUCAUUCCCGGCGUGCCCGUCUACAUCGCGUGCGGCGCUGUCAUCCCGGCAUCGACGAUGUCGCAGGCGAACCCAGACUGGUCGGACGACAUGAAGCCGGGGGACGAGGUCCCGAAGGAGUUCUGGGUCGGCCUCGUCUACGCCACGCUCGUCGGCUUCGCACUCAAGCUCACCGCGGUCGCGCUCGAGCAGGAGCUCAUCGGCCGCCAGUUCGGCAACUACGUCGCCGUCCGCUCCUUCAUCCGCAUCAACUCGCUCGAGAUGCGCGCGACGCGCCGCAUCCUGCGCCGGCCCGGCAUCAACACGGCAAAGUGCGCCAUCCUCGUCGGCGGGCCCGACUGGCCGACCUCGGUCACCACCGGCAUCCUCAAGCUCAACCUGCUGCAGAUGCUGCUGGGCACCACCCCCAUCCUCCCCCUCAUCGCCGCCUCCACCGCCGCGGGCGGGAUGCAGCUGCUCAAGACGAAGGGCGACCUGUACGACUCGAUCACCGUCAUCGUCACCUUCCUCUCCUUCCUCGCGCAGACGGCCUCCACCCUGCUCGCAAUGUACUUCAUCGAGCGCACCUCGACGCAGUACGCCGCCGAGCUCGCCGCCGAGCCUCCCGACGAAGAGGCUGCCUUCUCAAAGGCGCAGCGCGACGGCACCAACUGGUCCUCCGCCGGCGUGCCGCUGUGGCCAAAGGUGACGAUCAUCACCUCGGCGCUGAUGCUCGCCGGUGCGUGCUACCUCUCGGUGGUGGCCACCUGCUUUGAGCCCUUCUCCGUCUCGCAGCGCAUCUCGGACCUCCCGGGCGGCACUGUGUUCGGCCUCGUCCGGCCGAUGGGCUGGGUGGUGAUCGGGCUCUUUGUCGGCGGGUGGGUGCUGCGCUACAUCUACCGGCGGUGGGCGGUGGCGCGCGCGCGGAGCUGGCUGCGUGCGAGCACGGGGCCGCGCUGCGACGUGUACGUGAGCGACUCCCCGGUCGGGUCGCCGACCAGCUCGCCGUCGCCCGCCGCUUCUCGAACGGCGCCCCCCGACAUCAGCGUAAGUCGGGACGUGAGCCGCGUGUGAGCGCGCCAACUGCUGUUGGCGCAGUACGUUUGUCUAACCCGCGUCGACGACCCAUCUCCCAUGCCAUGUACAGCUCGGUUCCCGUGUGCGAGAGAUACAAGAGUGUGUGGCUCCCCCAGAGCGCAGAGGUCCCACGCUCGAACGACCAGGCAGCAAGCCGUCCGUUGUGCGUUGAGCGGCCUUUGUGGUACACCCAAAACACAAUGU